Penicillium macrosclerotiorum is the source of this 318-nucleotide messenger RNA. RefSeq lists its product as uncharacterized. The coding region runs from base 1 to 318 and encodes 105 amino acids. NCBI's taxonomy places the organism in Eukaryota, Fungi, Ascomycota, Eurotiomycetes, Eurotiales, Aspergillaceae. The transcript is spliced from 2 exons. The record is from RefSeq and is a predicted model, not a curated record.
AUGGUUCUGACCGGCUUCGGCUGGCUGGCUGGCUUGUGUGUUCGUGACCUCGCGAAGCCCUGCACAGAUGAAACUGCAUGUUACGGCCCGAGCCGCAGCUUCGAGGGUAUACCAUGUCAACUCCAACUCCCCGAUAGUGUUUCGUUCUACCGGGUUCCCCCGCAUCUCGUGGACUCGGAGCUCGAAUAUCGUCUCACAGACACAACCGUGCAGCUUGACCUGGUGUCACGGUUUCGCGAAGAAUUGCCCGUUCCUGCAGCCUGCCUGAUUUUCCCCACAACCGCCACAAAACGACCUCCGGCCCCCAAAACCCAAUAA